Messenger RNA from Pelobates cultripes (western spadefoot toad), 512 nucleotides. NCBI's taxonomy places the organism in Eukaryota, Metazoa, Chordata, Amphibia, Anura, Pelobatidae. The record is from the annotation of a GenBank genome assembly.
AUGGUGACGGUGAGUUGGCCGGCGGGAAGGCCGCAAGUGGAGGAAGUCGCAGGAGGCGUCACAGUGCAGCCGCACGAACACGUCGUCAGGCGAGGUUGGAGUUGCAGGCUGCUGGUUCGGGAACCGAAUCCGAAACUGCCGAACGUUCGGGAGACGAACAUGGAUGUAGGAGAACCGGCGAAUGGGCUGAAACUGCCGAACGUUCGGGAGACGAAUGUGGAGGUACUUAUACUGCCCGAACGGUAGCCAUACUGCCGGCCAUUCGACUGCCGAACGGGGAGGCAGAAAAACUGCCGAACGUUCGGUUUUUGUGUCCUCUCUUACAGGGAAUGAAGGAGAAGUGGCUGCUGGUGACAGGAGUUCCAGAAAGUGGCCAUUACCGACAGGGUCCAGAGGAAAAAGGCGGAGCGGUACGGCUAGCUCAGCAGCAGGUCGUAGGAAUGCUCAAAGUGCUGUUGGUGGAGCGGGGGCAGUUGCGGCACAUUGCCCGGGUGAGUCGACUUCCGAUGUAA